Messenger RNA from Fonsecaea nubica, 2058 nucleotides. RefSeq lists its product as hypothetical. Gene Ontology annotation, molecular function: chromatin binding. Gene Ontology annotation, biological process: DNA replication initiation. The transcript has a single exon. The record is from RefSeq and is a predicted model, not a curated record. NCBI's taxonomy places the organism in Eukaryota, Fungi, Ascomycota, Eurotiomycetes, Chaetothyriales, Herpotrichiellaceae. Gene Ontology annotation, cellular component: nucleolus. Bases 1 to 2058 code for a protein of 685 amino acids.
AUGCCUCACGGUCGUCCAGUGAAACGGAGACGCCUCUCUCCUCCCGUUGAUGACAGCAAAUCCUCCGAGACUAUAAAGGCAUCCGACCUCUUCGUGCGCGCUGCAGAUUGGGAUCUUGAGCAAGAGUACGAAAAGAAGUCGAGGCAGAAAAAGGCUAAAGAAUCAACGAGACUGCCAAUCAAAACUGCCGAAGGCAGACUUCAAAGGAUAGAAGAGAAGGCACCAAUUGAGAAUGAGGACGACUCGGAUAGUUUCCUGGGAUCUGGCACAGACGAGGAAGACGAGCAGGGCGACACUCCUCCCUCCGAGACAGAGCCCACCGUUCCACAAGUCCCUUUGAAGCAGCAAAUUGUCGCCGCCAAAGAAGAGAUCGCACGGAUUGCUGGCCUGCUGAACGAGGACCCCGAAGAACAUGCGGGCUCCUUCAAAAAGUUGGCACAAGUCUGCAGUCCGACUUCGCCGACUGCGGUGCAAAAACUUGUCCUUGCGGCACAAACAGCGGUCUACAAGGACGUAAUCCCGGGCUACCGGAUACGGUCUUAUAAGGAUGAAGAACUGGGGAGUAAAAUCUCCAAGGACGUGCGACGAACGAGACAAUACGAGCACGCUCUCGUGACAGGGUAUCAAGCAUACGUGAAGCAACUGAGCAGUCUUGCAAAGGCCCGUAAGGGUGAUGCAGAGAUACAGUCCUUGCGGAGUGUGGCGAUCAACUGCGCAUGCACUCUACUCCUCUCCGUACCACACUUCAAUUUCCGGACCGAGCUGCUGAGUAUUCUCGUCCACGAGGUCGCCAGUCGGGAAUCGUCACCCGACUUUAUCAAAUGCGUAGAGACAUUUGAAGAGUUCUUCUCCCACGAUGAAGACGGCGCGCCGUCCCUCGAAGCCGUCAACCUGCUCUCUAAGAUGAUGAAAGCCAAGGACUACCGAGUAAGGGAAGAAGUGCUGAAUACCUUCUUCCAUUUGCGUCUCCUGUCUGAGCUGCCACCACCUGGCUCGAACGACAAAUCGGAUCGGCCAGAACACCCGUCGAAGCUGCACGGACGCAAGGUGAAGCAACAGACCUCACAGCAUAUGACCAAACGCGAACGAAAAUUGCUCAAACAGCGCCGUGAAGUCGAGAAAGACAUGGCCGAAGCCUCUGCGCUCGUAAACCACGAAGAGCGCGAGAAGAUUCAGUCUGAGACGCUAAAAAUGGUGUUUGUCACAUAUUUCCGUAUCUUGAAGGCGAGGGUACCCGAGCUCAUGGGUGCUGUAUUGGAAGGACUAGCCAAAUACGCACAUCUGAUCAAUCAGGAUUUGUUUGGAGAUCUCUUGGAAGCACUGAAGGAGAUUGUGAGCGCAGCUGACGAGGCUGUGAGGGGCGAAUUGGAUCUGGACGGAGUCGAAGGAGAGAGGGCACCGACAAACCUGGACGGCGAGGCGAUCCGCAACAGGAAACGCGAGGGCCUUCUUGCGACACAAACUGCAUUCACGCUGCUCUCCGGCCAGGAGGCUUCCAAGGCCGCCUUAAACUUACAUCUCGACCUGAGUUUCUUCACAGCGCAUACCUACCGCUCACUGUACCCGCUUUCGCUGGAUGCGGACAUUGAACUUGGACCAAAAUCGCUGCGCCUCCCCGAUCCGCACUCGUCGAAAUCAGGAGCAUCAUCAGAGAAAAAUAGAAUCAACAUCUCGACGCCGAUUCUCCUGCUCACGCGCGUGUUGACGUCUAUCCUGCUAACGCCUUCGUCCCCACCACCCACGCAGACGGUGCUAUCGUUCUUCAAACGUCUCCUGACCGUCUCCCUUCAACUCCCUGAGAAAUCCACGAUGGCAGUUCUGAGUUUGAUGGCCAAGAUCGCAGACAAGCACGGCCGCAAGAUUGAGGCCUUGUGGUAUAGCGACGAACGGAAAGGAGACGGAGUAUAUAAGGGAGACAGCGAGAGCGUGGAAGGCACAAAUGCGUUGGGGACUGGUAGUGGUGUUUGGGAGGCAGAGUUGCUAAGGAGGCAUUACUGCCCCAAGAUCAGAGAAUCGGUUCAGAGGAUGGAGGGGGCUAUUAGAGACUUGCACAGAUAG